This is a messenger RNA of Ilex paraguariensis (yerba mate), 2813 nucleotides long. The record is from the annotation of a GenBank genome assembly. NCBI's taxonomy places the organism in Eukaryota, Viridiplantae, Streptophyta, Magnoliopsida, Aquifoliales, Aquifoliaceae.
AAAGAUUCUGGAAAAUAAGGGGCUCAAAGGAUUCCAGACUUGAAUCUGCAGCAUGGUAUACACUUGAAUGGAAGCAUGCUAUGAAUUCAACAAUGCAUAUGUCAAAGGAGUUUGGUGUUGGCUAAACGGCCCAGCCACAGGUUUUUCUUGAAGGAAUCAAUUAGUUUAACUCAAUCACGUAAUGAUUUUGCAGAUUGGUAAAACGAAGAUAUUUCUAAGAGCUGGUCAGAUGGCUGAAUUAGAUGCAAGAAGAGCAGAGGUACUUAGUAAUGCAGCGAAAACCAUACAACGGCGAGUACGAACCCAUAGUGCUCGUAAACAGUUUAUAGCAUUGCGAAAGGCUAUGAUUUAUGUGCAAUCUCUUUGCAGAGGUAGACUGGCUUACAAGCUUUAUGAGAGAAUGAGAAGGGAGGCAGCUGCAGGGAAAAUUCAGAAGAACACACGUAGACAUCAAUCCAGAAAGGCCUAUAGCGAACUGCGGAUCUCGGUGCUUGUGCUGCAAACAGGUUUGCGUGCAAUGGAAGCUCGUAAACAAUUCAGAUUUUGGAAGCAAACUAAAGCUGUGACCAUAAUUCAGGCCUGGUGGCGCUGUCAUAGAGCUUCCUCAUAUUAUAAAAAGCUCAAGAAGGGAUCAAUAGUUACACAAUGCAGAUGGAGGGGAAGAAUUGGUCGGAGAGAAUUGCGAAAGCUCAAAAUGGCUGCAAGGGAAACAGGUGCACUCAAAGAGGCGAAGGAUAAGCUUGAAAAACAAUUGGAGGAGCUCACCUGGCGCUUACAAUUAGAAAAACGUUUAAGGACUGAUUUGGAAGAAACAAAAGCACAAGACAUAGCAAAGAUGCAGUACUUGUUGGAAGCUAUGCAAAAAAAAGUUGAUGAAAAAAAUGCAUUGCUUGUCAAGGAAAGAGAAGCUGCAAAGAAGGCUAUCGAAGAAGCACCUCCCGUAAUCAAGGAAACCCCAGUUUAUGUUGAAGAUACGCAAAAAGUCGAAUCUUUAACAGCAGAAGUUGAUAGGUUAAAGGUUUUAAUGCAGUCUGAAAAACAAAACUACAGUGAACUGGGGAGCAAAUAUGCUGAAUCCCAAGAAAUUAGUGAAGAAAGACGUAAAAAGUUGGAAGAAUCAGAAAAAAAGGUUCAUCAACUUCAGGAAUCUUUGAGCAGGCAAGAAGAAAAGCUCAACAAUUUAGAAUCAGAGAAUAAAGUUCUCCGUCAGCAGGCUGUGUCCAUGGCCCCUAACAAGUUCCUCUCAGGGCGCUCUAGAUCAAUAAUUCAAAGGGGCCCUGAGGGUGGUCAUAUGUAUGGAGAUAUGAAGACAACUAUGGAUCUGCACAGCCCUUCAUUGAACCAGAGGGAGCUUUCUGAAAUAGAAGACAAACCACAAAAAUCGCUCAAUGAGAAACAACAGGAGCAUCAGGAGUUGCUCAUCCGGUGUGUUGCACAACAUUUGGGCUUCGCUGGGAACAGACCAAUUGCAGCCUGCAUCAUUUACAAAUGCCUUCUGCAGUGGAGAUCUUUUGAAGUUGAGCGGACUAGUGUGUUUGACCGUAUCAUCCAAACCAUAGGUCAUGCUAUUGAGACCCAGGAUAACAAUGAUGUCUUGGCUUAUUGGUUGUCCAAUGCCUCAACUCUCCUAUUGCUGCUCCAGCGCACAUUGAAAGCAAGUGGUGCAGCAGGAAUGGCUCCUCAACGUCGUCGAUCAUCGUCAGCAACUCUGUUUGGGAGGAUGACACAGAGUUUCCGUGGAGCUCCUCAAGGUGUUAAUCUUUCCUUUGUAAAUGGUGGCCUGGCUGUUGGGGUAGACAAUUUACGCCAAGUCGAAGCCAAAUACCCUGCUUUGCUUUUCAAGCAGCAACUUACAGCAUAUGUAGAAAAGAUUUAUGGAAUGAUUCGAGAUAACCUGAAGAAAGAGAUUUCUCCCUUGCUUGGGUUGUGUAUUCAGGCACCAAGAACUUCCCGAGCAAGCUUGGUUAAGGGAUCAGCACGUUCAGUUGCUAACACUGCAGCCCAGCAAGUUUUGAUUGCUCACUGGCAAGGGAUUGUGAAAAGCCUUGGGAAUUUCUUGAACACUUUGAAAGCAAAUCAUGUACCCCCUUUUUUGGUCCGUAAAGUGUUCACACAAAUUUUUUCUUUCAUCAAUGUUCAACUAUUCAACAGCCUUCUACUAAGACGAGAAUGCUGUUCAUUUAGUAAUGGUGAAUACGUUAAAGCAGGAUUGGCUGAAUUGGAACAUUGGUGUUAUGAUGCAACUGAUGAGUAUGCAGGUUCAGCUUGGGAUGAGCUGAAGCAUAUUAGACAGGCCAUCGGGUUUUUGGUUAUACAUCAAAAGCCAAAGAAAACAUUGGAUGAAAUAAGCCAUGACCUGUGCCCAGUGCUUAGUAUACAACAGUUGUAUCGGAUCAGUACAAUGUACUGGGAUGACAAGUAUGGCACGCAUAGCGUGUCCUCGGAUGUUAUAUCCAGCAUGAGAGUGUUGAUGACUGAAGAUUCAAACAACGCUCAUACCCUUUUCAGUUGAUGACAUAUCAAAGUCGAUGGAGCAAAUAGACAUAUCUGACAUCGAACCACCACCUCUUAUCCGUGAGAAUUCAGGCUUUAGCUUUUUGUUGCCACGUUCUGACUAACCACGCAUCUGUAACAGUUUCUCUUUUAGUCCCUUUUCACUGUCAAAUCUAUAGGUUUACAAUAUGACCUUUUUUCUUGUAGAUGAUGUUAUGGGAUAAAAAUUGUUUCUCCUUUUGUACAACAGAUUGUAUUUAGUUGUGAAGUGUGUAAAAUGUAAAGGUUACAGGAUUUUUUUUAACCAAGUGUUGCUUAUC